Aureococcus anophagefferens is the source of this 4788-nucleotide messenger RNA. RefSeq lists its product as hypothetical. Lineage: Eukaryota; Pelagophyceae; Pelagomonadales; Pelagomonadaceae. The coding region runs from base 1 to 4788 and encodes 1595 amino acids. Gene Ontology annotation, molecular function: protein binding. The record is from RefSeq and is a predicted model, not a curated record. The transcript is spliced from 2 exons.
AUGGCGGCGUUCACGACCCACGGCGCGACCUUCGACGGCACGCUGGGCCUCGUGCUCGGCUGCCGCGAGAGCGACUCGUCCGCCGUCGUCGUCUCCGUCAAAACGGGCGGCGCGGCGUCGACGCAGGGCGUCGCCGUCGGCGACGUCAUCGCGCGCGUCAACGGCCGCCGCGCGGGCGACUACGACGGCGUGCUGGCGGUCAUGGCCGACGUCGGCCGGCCGGUGACGAUCCUCUUCGAGCGCGAGGUCGGCGCGCCCGCCGCCGCGGCGCCGCCCGCCGCCGCGCCGGCGCCGCCCGCCGCGAAGCCGACGCCGCCGCCGCCCGCCGCGAAGCCCAAGCCGCCGCCGGCCGCGAAGCCGACGCCGCCCGCCGCGAAGCCCAAGCCGCCGCCGCCCGCCAAGGCGUCCGUCGCCGCCGGAGCCACCGCGGCCGGCGCGGCCGCCGCGUCCUCCGGCGGCGUCGCGUCGCGCUGGGAGGCGCUCCAGGCCGAGCACCGGUCGCACCAGGCCGACAAGCUCGAGCAGCAGAAGACCGCGAUCAGCGCCGACGUCCGCGACAAGUUCCGGAGCCUGGAGCUCGAGCACGUGCGGUCGCGCGUCGCCUACUUCAACCGCCUCUUCGCCGGCGCCAUCGAGAAGGCGACGAAGGAGACGAAGAUCAUGGCCCAGGGCGACCGGGCCCUCGCCGCGGCCGCGCGGACGCGGCGCCGCGCCGAGGCCGCCGCGCAGCGCGCCGAGGACGCCGCGGAGCGGCGCGCGCCGCGGCCGGCCAUCGAGAACGUCGCGGCGCACCCCGACGAGCUCAGGAUCGCCAUGUCGCGCGCGCCCCGGGGCAUGAAGCACGUCUACGCGCUCGUCGACGUCUCGAAGCUCGAGGAGGAGUCGGCGGCGGGCGUCGCCGACGAGAGCCACGCGUGGCGGUCCUACGAGCGGCCGCUCCACUUCACGGCGCCGGGCCGCUACGCCGUGCUGACGAAGGCCGUGCCUUUGCCGCGGCCGGGCCAGACCCUGGCGUCCUUCGAGCAACGCGCGGCCGUCGCGGAGGCGACGAGCUCGGUCCCAGAGGGCUACGCGGCUUUGGGCAACGCGCUCGUCGACGCCGUCGCCGCGGGUCUCUUGGACCGCGACGGCGCCUUCGAGAUCCUCGAGCUCUGCGCGACGGGGCAGGUCGACGACCCCUACGGCCUCGCGCGCGAGUGGCGGGACAAAGUCGCGGACGCGUCGCCGGCGCUCGCGCGGCGCCGCGCGACGGAGCGGGCCCAGCGCGCCAAGGCGACGCGCGCGGCGGCGGCGGCGGCGACGGUCGAGGGCCUGGACUUCGCGGAGGCCGGCGGCGGCGACGUCGUCGCGCUCGGCGCGGCGGGCGACGGCGUCUUCGGCGGCGGCCGCGAGCGCGUCGAGCUCGGCGCGGUCGAGCCGGACGCGUUCUUCGCCGCGUGCGACGCGGACCUGGAGCCGGUCUACGAGCCCGCGGACGGCGAGGCGCCGCUCCUCGAGUCGAAGAUCGCGACGGCGGUCUACGAAUUGGGCGAGUCGCCGCCGGUCUUGCAGCACGAGGACCACGCGGGCGAACUGCGAUUCGUGCGACCGGCCGACGCCGCGGCGCGCGCGCUGGCGUGCUCCAAGUGCGGGCGGAGCGACGACAAGCUCUACGCGCGCGGCGACUUCGCCAUCUGCCGGCGGUGCGCGCUCGAGGGCGCGGGCGUCAUGGUCGACGCCGGCGCGCGGCGCAUGUGGUUCUCGCAGAUGAUCCAGUUCGUCGGGAGCCGCGCGAUCCCGCUGCCCAAGUCGCAGCCCCUGCUCGCGCAGAUCCUCAAGGUGCUCCAGGCGCACCCCGGCAUCGCCGUGCGCUUCGAGGGCCACGUGAACUCCAAGUGCGGCCUCGACUGCGACGGCAGCGGCGGCUGCCCCAACGGGUCGUCGAUGUGCGUCAAGUGCCCCGGGGGCGCCAUGGGCCUGUCGACGGCGCGCGCCGACGCCGUCAAGCAGUUCAUCCUCGCCUGCGGCAUCGAGCCCGACCGCGUCUACGCGCAGGGCUUCGCGGGCACCAGGAGAUUGACUGGCGACGUCAUCGACGAGACCGUCGGCCACGUCAACCGGCGCGUCGAGGUGCACACGCUGCUCGCUGCGCCCGUGGACCGCCACGGCUUCCCCGCGCACCUCGCCGCGCCCCUCGUGCCGCGGCUGCCGCCGACGCCCCACGUGCCCUACGGCGCCGCGCCCCCCAACGGCGCCGCGCCGCCCAACGGCGCCGCGCCGCCCAACGGCGCCGCGCCGCGCGCCGCCGCCGCGCCGCGCGCCGCCGCCGCGCCGCCGCGGCAGUCGCCGCGCGACAAGCCCAAGCGCUUCUCCAAAGAACGAACCGACGGCGUCGCGCCGCCGGCGGCCUACGCGGCCUGGGGCGCUGACGACGUCGCGGCCGUCGUCAGCGAGCUCUGCCGCGAGCUCGGCGUCGGCGACUGCGGCGGCCUUUUCCGAGGCCACGAGGUCACGGGCGACGUGCUCGCGGUCCUCGGCGCCAACGACCUGGCGCUCCUCUGCGAGGGCCACCACGGCGCCGACGACGGCGCGGCGCUGGCGACGCUCCGCAAGGUCGGGCCGCGCUUCCGCCUGCACGCCGCGAUCCGCCGCUUCCUCGAGACGCACCGGGGCCGCGAGGACUUCGCCGCCGUCAGGGAGGCGCGGCCCUCCCUGAAGCACGCGGCGCGCACCGUGCUCGACGCCGUCCAGGCCGCCGACGGCCUGAAGCGGCAGCCGACGGCGCGGAAGGCCGGCGCGGCGUUCUCGAGCCCGCGCGCGGGCGCGACGUGGACGGUGAAGGAGGCGGGCCUCGUCGUCGCCCACAUCCUGCGGGAAACCGAAAACGGCGACGAGGAGAUGGCCGUGAAGAUCGCCGAGGUCCUCGAGGGGCACCACAUCGACGGGAAGGCCCUCGCGCACGUGACGCGCGAGGAGCUCCGCGAGAUGGGCGACAAGGGCACGUCCUUCGGCGAGCUGCGCCUCCAGAGCAUGGGCGUGCGCCUGCGGCUGACGGAGGGGCUACACGCGUUCCUGCGGGAGCACGGCGAGCGGACCUUCGACGAGGUCACGCGUCUCAUCCCGGAGUUGAUGCGGGAGACGCGGAAGCUCCGCGAAUCCAUGAGCGUCCAGGUCGACCGCGACACGGAUAAGAUCGACGCGCUGCUGCACGCCAUGAGCGGCAAGGACUUCGACUACCGCCUCCUGCACAAGUCGCUGGACACGCGGCCGCACGCGUCCGUGCGGCACCUCGAUGAGCACAAGCCGAAGAAGGUGCAGAUCGUCGUGCCCGUCUACAUGACCAUCCUGGUGAAGAAGCUGAGCGCGAACCGCGGCAAGGACGAGGAGGACUCGGUCAAUCUCGUGGGCACGCUCAUCCAGCGGCCGCUGCUCUACGACCUCGCCGCGCUGCAGCGCGUCGCGGGCACGGACGCGCUCCCCUACUUCGGCAUGCGCGUCAACGAGGGCGAGACGGAAUCGAAGGACUGCUUUGACCUCCGCAAGACGGCGCCGACGGCGGCCAAACACUACAACGCCGAGUGGCAGGCCAAGAGCACGACGUUCGCGACGAAGAUGCCCAUGAAAUUGUACUCCGUGUUCUCCGCGCACCCGUUCCACAUCAUGGCCGCGGAGGUCCUCGUCGAACUGACGUCCUUCACGGGUAAGCUGCCGGAGAAGAACUUUAGCGGCGCGGCGACGACGACGUACGAGCUGCGGCCGAGCCUCAUGUGCCACUGCCGAGAUCUGCGGAACCUCGUGUCCGUGCGCGACUUCGACGACCUGACGAAACUGGACGAGAUGAAGAAGUGGGAGGUCAUGAACACGUCGCCGACGGUGGAGUACCAGGCCGACGGCGACGGCAUCCCGGGCAAGAAGCCCUUCUACACGCCCAAGGUCAAGAUCACGUUCUACCUCUACCGCGACGCGACGCAGCCGUUCCUCGAGACGAUCAUGCCGCUGCUCUUCGCGAUCUUCACGAACACGCUGAACAUCAUCUGGGCGUCAGACUUUAACGAGUUCCUCGGCAACGAGCUCGCCAUCGGGCUCACGCUCGUCUUCCUCAUCCCGUCGCUGUCGGAGAACGAGAGCUUCAACGACACGUUCCAGAUCAACCACGUCUACGUCAUGUGGAUCUUCUUCUCGCUCAUGGUGUCCUCGACGGUGUUCCCGGUGUGCCGGUCCCUCAUCCCGUCGUCGCGGACGAACUACAAGAAGUACUACAAGAUCUUCGCGAUCGUCGUGUCCUGGCUCUCGCUCGUGCUCCCGUUCUCGAACCUGUCGAUCUACCUCAAGCUCAAGCGGCGCCUCCUCCUGUCGCCGCACUACGACGCCGAAAACGCCAUGACCUUCAAGGGCCGCCCGGGCAAGGCCGCGGGCAACUCCAUGGGCUCCGACGUGCCCUUCCUCGACCUCUGCCAGUUCUUCGACCCGGACAGCGCGCCGCCGCCGGGCGACAAGAAGGCCAAGGCCAAGCUCAAGCUCAACGAGGCCACGAUCCACGACGACUGCGUCAAGGACCUCCAGGCCUACGCGCCGAACGGCCCCCGGCCCUGGAAGCUCGAGGGCAAGUGCUUCCGCACGGGCUACUCGAAAAAACACGCGGCGGCGGUCGCCGACUCCUUCACGCCCUUCCUCAUCCGCCUCUGCACGAGCGUCUUCGACUUCGCAAAGAAGCGCAAGGACAAGAAGGAGGGCAAGGCGGAGCGCAAGGGGGACGCGAGGGGCGGCCGGGACGCGUCCAUCGCGCCGAACGCCGCGCCGCCCGGCUAG